CCAUUUUAAGCUUUCUGGCAGAGGCAGUCAGGUUUUCAUUUAAUAUCUGUUCAUAUUUGAUAGAGUCCAUGAUGACAUGGAUCCUAACAAAAUGUCCAGGUCCUCUGGCAGAAAAACAGCUCCAAAACAUUGAAGAGCCAACACCAUAUUUAACCGUGGGCAUGAGGUACUUUUCCAUAUGGCUACCUCUCUGUGUACACCAAAACCACCUCUGGUGUUUAUUGCCAAAAAGCUCUAUUUUGGUUUCAUCUGACCAUAGAACCCGAUCCCAUUUGAAGUUCCAGUAGUGUCUGACAAACUGAAGACGCUUGAGCUUGUUUUUGGAUGAGAGUAGACUUUUUUCUUCAAACCCUUACAAACAACUUACUCAUAACAGUUGACUGGAACUUCUUAAUUAUUGCCCUGAUGGUGGAAAUGGGCAUUUUCAAUGCUUGUGCUAUUUUCUUAUAGCCACUUCCCAUUUUGUGAAACUCAACAACCUUUUGCUGCACAUCACAUCACAGCUAUAUUCCUUGGUCUAACCCAUUGAAUUUGGUCUGUGUGUUACCUCAUAUUUAUACCCCUGUGAAACGGAAAGUCAAGGUUGAACAAUUUCCUGUUCCAAGUCACCCAAGCGUACAAUUUCUUUUAAAUAUAUCUUUCUCAUAUGAAUUCACAGGGGUGCCAAUAAUUGUUGCACACCUACAUUUAACGAUAUUUUUUUUCAUAAACCCGUGUUUUGUUUUCAAUUGUUUGAUAUCCACGAGAGCAGAGUAUUUUAGAGAAUUUUUUUUAACAAAAGAUCAAAAGGUUCAACCAUAAAGAGAUUUUUUUUUUUUCCACAGCCUUCUUUGCUCAUAUUCACCAGGGGUGCCAAUAUUAGUGGAGGGCACUGUAUGCGCGCGCGUGUGUGUGUAUUAUGAAAGUGAAACUGUUAAAAAGCAUGAGAGGAAGAAACCCGGUCCAUCCAACAACCAGUGUCAAGUAAACCAUUACGUCGUUGCAAUAAAAUCUCAUGAAUAAAGAAAAUAUUCUCCACAAAUAAUAAUAAGAGUUAUAAUCUUGCAGUACACUUCCUCGAUGAACGCCUUCAUUCCGCGACACAAUUUCUGCGCAUGCGCAGUUGCAUUUUCCGCGCAGAAGGGUCGCGAACUCUGACCUCCCCGAGGCGAAGCGAUUUCGGAAAAAUUGAUCAAAAACAUCGGAUUUUUGAGUGAUUCAAAUAUCGAGUGAAACGGUUGUGCAUCGUAGGACUUUGUGUGUGUGUGUGUGUGUGUGUGUGUGUGUGUGUGUGUGAUGGGGAGUUGCAUUUAAGCCCAAGCGGUGUGCGGGGUCAUCAUGGCAGGAGAAAGUCCCAGAAUUCAGCUGGUGUCAGCAGAAGGAGGUCUGCAGAUCGUGACAGACCAGCAGCUGGGUCAAAAGCUCCAGAUAGUAACGGCGUAUGAUCAGGCAGGAGCCGGCAAGCAGCAGUUCAUAUUAGCCAACGUGGAUUAUCCCAAUCAGGACAAACUUCUCCUAAAGCACGAGAGCUCACCAGGGAAAGUCAUCCUGACUUCAGCUGAUGGCUCAGCUGUCAAUCAACUGCUCUUCACAUCACCUGAUCUGGCAGGUCAGCAGAUCCAGUUUGUCACCGAGGGAACAGACCAAAGCUCUGUUAAGCCUGUGGUAGAGUACUGUGUGGUGUGUGGAGACAAAGCUUCAGGUCGUCACUAUGGGGCAGUGAGCUGUGAAGGCUGCAAAGGCUUUUUCAAGCGAAGCAUCCGCAAGAACCUUGUGUACACGUGCCGCGGUUCAGGAGAGUGUGUGAUCAAUAAGCAUCACCGCAACCGCUGCCAAUACUGCAGACUGCAGCGCUGCAUGGCUCUCGGCAUGAAACAGGACUCCGUGCAGUGCGAAAGGAAGCCAGUGGAGGUGACGAGGGAAAAGCCGGCCAACUGCGCCCCCUCCAUCGAGAAGAUCUACAUUCGCAAGAACCUCUGCAGCCCCCUGGCCGCCUUGCCCACCUUCGUCAACGAGAAAGAGACCGCCAGGUCCACCAAUGUGUUAAACUCCAACAUGCUUCUGAACAUCCAGCAGUCUCUGUCCAAGUUAGACAACACAAUCCUCAUCCCCUCCUCACCAGACCUGAAUGACGAAUCUCAGGGUGAUCUCAGCACGCUGGCGAACGUGGUCACGUCUCUGGCCCACAUGAGCAAGAGCCGCGAGGCGACGGACAACAGCGCCGACCACUCGGGACUGGAGAGCAUGAGCACUGAGGGUGGCUCUGUGACCGAUAUCCAACCGGACGAGCAGAAUUCCAGCGAAAUCACUCAAGCCUUCGACUCGUUGGCCAAAGUUCUGCAUCCAGACGAUGGGAACAGUUACACCGUAGAGGGGAGUGUUUCGGAGGAGCAGAGCGCCACCAUGCUGGAGUUGGAAGGGCCAUUGCUUUCUGACAUGCACGUGCCUUUUAAGCUGAUGAUGCCCUUGCCUGUGCCGGAGUUCCUUAAUUUGAACUACAUCUGUGAGUCGGCCUCUCGCCUGUUGUUCCUAUCCAUGCACUGGGCACGCUCCAUUCCCGCCUUCCAGGCUCUCGGGCCAGAGAACGGGAUCACUCUAAUAAAGGCGUGUUGGAAUGAGCUGUUUGCUUUGGGCUUGGCUCAGUGUGCUCAGGUCAUGAACGUGGAGAUGAUCCUCAGUGCCAUCGUCAGCCACCUGCAGAGCAAUCUGGAAGAAGAGAAACUCUCGGCGGAGAGAGUAAAGCAGGUGAUGGAGCACAUCUGGCGAAUGCAGGAGUUCUGCAACAGCAUGAAUCGUGUGAGCCCUGAUGCUUAUGAGUACGCCUACCUCAAAGCCACGGUCCUCUUCAGCCCAGAUUACGCUGGAAUGGACAGCACUCUUCAGAUCGAGCGCUUCCAGGAGAAGGCGUACAUGGAGCUGCAGGACUACGUCAGCAGGGUGUACCCAGAAGACACUUAUCGUCUGUCGAAGUUGCUGCUCCGUUUGCCCGCUCUGCGUCUGAUGAGUGCCGCCGUGACCGAGGAGCUGUUCUUCGCCGGCCUCAUUGGGAAUGUCCAAAUCGACAGCAUCAUUCCCUACAUCCUCAAAAUGGACUCCACCGACUACAACAGCCAAUCAGCCGGCACCACGGAGUGACUCCAGCCCCAUCCACAAACACUCCAAUCAGCCUCAGGGCCUCAGUGCCUGCUGACUGACUGCACCCUCAUCUCGCUGCCCUAAAAGUGACCUUUUAACUCUAACGUACAAAAGAAGCAGCCAAUACGCCAUGGCCUUUACACCGCACGGAUGUAGAAGGUCAACGUUUUACAAGCUGUUGCACGAUGAAGACUGAGGAUGUUGUCAUUUGGAUCGCAGCUGCACUUUUCUUUGUUUCAGAUGAUGGAUUUGUGGAAGCAGAGUGCUUGCUUGGACAGGUUCAUUUAAAGGAAGUAGCUGAAGAUGUGUGAACAGUGAAAGGACUUAAUUGAAGCUUUAUGUUGCUGUAUGUACAUGAAUUGUGUAUAUAAAUGUAAUAAAUGUCACUCUUAUACAGAGAUAUUUACGCUCCUGCUGUCUUUGCAGUAUAAUCACACUAAAAUCAUGCCUAAACUAGUGGCACUGUGCUGCUAUUGAUGAAACACGCCUUGCUGAAUCAUUUGUGCAUCUGGAUGAAAAGUUCAACUAAGGAAUAAAACACGAUGUGGUGUCCUGUUGUAGGAAAUAAUCAACAACAACAACAUUUCCAAUAACGGCAUUUUCUGAAGUGUUUUAUUCCUCUCAUAACAUAGCAAUUUACUAGUGUUUUUUUUUUAUUAUUAUUUAUGUAAGAACAUGAUUUUAAUCACGUUCUAUGUUGUAGACUGUCCACGAGACAACUUCCUAUUAUCAUUAAUAUUAUAGCAGCUCUAAACGGUUGUUCCCUCACCAGCCUCUCCUUUUCU
Molecule: messenger RNA, 3899 nt
Organism: Ictalurus furcatus (blue catfish)
Lineage: Eukaryota; Metazoa; Chordata; Actinopteri; Siluriformes; Ictaluridae
Gene: nr2c1
Product: nuclear receptor subfamily 2, group C, member 1
Exons: 14
Coding region: 1318-3114 (598 amino acids)
Biological process (GO): anatomical structure development; cell differentiation; negative regulation of transcription by RNA polymerase II
Molecular function (GO): zinc ion binding; nuclear receptor activity; RNA polymerase II cis-regulatory region sequence-specific DNA binding
Source: RefSeq, a predicted model, not a curated record